ACUAUUCAACUGUCAUCUAUUCCUUCUUAUCCGUGACGUGUAUUGUGAGUUGGGGAAAAUUUUCAAGAAAAUUGAAAAAUUCUGGACCGAAAUCCCCGCCCACAGCUUUAUUCAAGCUUGUGACCAAGUCAUUGUUUUGACGCCUUCCUAAAAAUUCAAGAAUCGAAGAAAUAUAAGGUUUAGCUUGAGAAUUUGUCUUGCGAAAAGCGUAGACGGGCAAGAACAAUUGGAAGCAAACGUCAUAAGAACAAAGUAUUGAAGAAUUCGGAAGGAGUCGGUGUACGGGUUGGCUGUGCUUGUAGUAGUGGUUGUGCGGAAGAUUAAGAAAAUUGUUAGGCGAACAAGUGAAAAUGAGGAAAUAGUAUUAUCGACGUGAAUUGCUGUUCGAAGGGCCGAAGUGGAACUUUUUGCAGAUACGCGUUGGUAAAGUGCGUAAUCGACGACUGGCCGACGUUGGAGUUGUGGUGCACUUUUACUUCAAUUUUUGUUCACCUUUCUGUUUUAUUUUGUAUACGUAUAUGCUCCCCAUAAUAUCUGACCCAAAAGACUUAGGUUAACAAAUUGAAGGCAAUAAAGUUCACACCUGAUACUAACUGCUAACCCAAACCAGCGAAAACAUGAUGAAUGAGGACACAAGUACGCCGUCGGGCGGUGGAGUGAAGAUGUUUUUCGUGCGCCUAUCACAAAUGUACCAAUCGACCCUGGAUCGUUGGACGCCACAUACCAGAAUGCGUUGGGCGGGUGCGAUUCUGCUGAUAUUGCUCUUCCUGCUACGCAUCUUCAUUUACCAGGGCUGGUAUAUAGUAUGUUAUGCGCUGGGAAUAUACCAUCUAAAUCUGUUUAUUGCAUUUCUAACACCAAAAAUUGACCCAGAAUUUGAUCCAUACGAAAAUGAUGAGGAUGGACCAAAUUUGCCAACACGUAGUAACGAAGAGUUUCGGCCGUUCAUUCGAAGACUGCCGGAAUUCAAAUUCUGGUUGUCAAUCACGAAAAGUACAAUCAUUGGUCUGAUAUGUACAUUCUUUGACUUUUUCAAUGUGCCCGUUUUCUGGCCCAUCCUUGUGAUGUAUUUCAUUACACUCUUUUGCAUAACGAUGAAGCGACAAAUUAAGCAUAUGAUUAAGUACAAGUAUUUGCCAUUCACCCGCAACAAGCCGCGCUAUCAGCGUGUUGUUUGAUUUGAGCGGGUCAUUGAUCGAGACACAUGCUUCAUUCAUACAAAUCACUCUUGUAACUGUAUUGACUGUAUUUGAAUAGCGAGCAAAAAACUACUUCAAUAUCGCAGAAUGAAGUGACUAUCGAGUAACUCCGACUUUGGAAAAAGCUGUUAAAAUCCUUUUGUAAUUUGGAUCCUUUUUAGUUCAAUUUAAUUUCCUUAAAGUUAAAUUUAAUUUCACUUUACACAAUUUGGUAAUGUUUUUUCCGUUAUAUAUCCUAAUUAAUAUUUAAAUGUAUGCAAAUGUUAUAAUUAUAAUUAAAUAUGCCUAGCAUAGACAUUUAUAACCUAUUUUGAACGUAAACAUAUUCUAACAUAGUGCUUAUACCAUAUACUUAUACAUAGAAAAUUAAGUGUAUACAUAUAUGGAAGCUAUUAAUUUAGAUUACCAUAAAUGUUGUUUUUAAAAUGGUAAAGGCGAAAUAGAUUGAUUUAAGACAACUUUGUCGAAACUCACAGUUGCACGGCCAUUUUCGCAGAAUUUUAAAACUUAUUUAACAUGAAUUUGCUGAAAAGUGUAACGAUUCAUGUGUUUUAUAAAUUAUGUAAAUUUACUAAAAUUUUUCUUUGUAAUUAAGUAAGUUUGUUUUUCCAAAAUAUACAAGAACUUCAAAAAACAGUUUUGCGCCGAAUUUUGUGAUUUGCUGACUGUAAAAUACUUAAACAUGAAUUUCAAAUCAAUAUCAACACACAUACAAACACAUGUAAGUGCAUCGUGAGUGGCGAAGUAUGGCAUAACAGUUUUCGAUUGUAAUAAUUAAUACCAAAUCAUUUGAAUAAAAUAUAAAUAAAAUACUUUAAGAGACCA
Messenger RNA from Rhagoletis zephyria (snowberry fruit fly), 2024 nucleotides. RefSeq names its product protein RER1. Gene Ontology annotation, biological process: protein retention in ER lumen; retrograde vesicle-mediated transport, Golgi to endoplasmic reticulum. Lineage: Eukaryota; Metazoa; Arthropoda; Insecta; Diptera; Tephritidae. Gene Ontology annotation, cellular component: Golgi membrane. The record is from RefSeq and is a predicted model, not a curated record.